GGGUGGGGAGCGCUGGGGGCGAGCACGGCCCGAGCUGGGCCCUCGGCAGCGCGUGCGCCUGCGCCUGCGCACCGGCCUCCUCCAAGGCUGCUUCCUGGCAGCGGCCCCGUCACCUCGAUUACCGGAGAGGAGGCCAGACCCAGAGCACCGUCGCCCGCGGCCGGGAGCUGGGUGGCGACAUCAGCGACGUCACCGGCCGGCCUGCCCUGGAGGAAGGUGACGUCACCGGCCGGCCUGCCGUGAAGGAGGGCGACGUCACCGGCCCGUUCUGCCGGCGGAGACACUCAGCCGUGCGCGCCCGGCGCCAUGGGCAAAAAGGGCAAGAAGGAGAAGAAGGGCCGCGGCGCCGAGAAGACGGCCGCCAAGAUGGAGAAGAAGGCGUCCAGGCGCUCGCGGAAGGAGGAGGAAGACCUGGAAGCUCUCAUAGCCCAUUUCCAGACGCUGGAUGCCAAGAAGACCCAGGUCACUGAGACCCCCUGCCCCCCACCGUCUCCACGGUUAAACGCCUCCCUCUCCGUCCAUCCAGAGAAAGAUGAAUUAAUCCUUUUCGGAGGUGAAUAUUUCAAUGGCCAAAAAACUUUUGUAUACAACGAUCUCUAUGUCUACAAUACCAGAAAAAACACUUGGACCAGUGUUGACAUCCCUGGUCCACCUCCGCGGCGCUGUGCUCACCAGGCUGUGGUGGUGCCUCAGGGCGGUGGGCAGCUGUGGGUCUUUGGAGGGGAAUUUGCAUCUCCUGAUGGGGAACAGUUCUACCACUACAGGGAUCUCUGGGUCCUGCAUUUGGCCACCAGGACUUGGGAGCAAGUCAGAUCUACAGGAGGCCCUUCCGGUAGGAGUGGCCAUCGGAUGGUGGCCUGGAAGAGACAGCUAGUUCUUUUUGGUGGCUUCCAUGAGAGUACAAGGGACUACAUCUACUACAACGACGUGUACACCUUCAGCCUGGACUCGUUCACCUGGAGCAAGCUGUCCCCGUCAGGACCCGGGCCCACGCCCAGGUCAGGCUGCCUGAUGACCAUCACUCCCCAGGGCAGCAUAGCCAUCUACGGGGGCUACUCAAAGCAGAGAGUCAAGAAGGACGUGGACAGAGGCACCCAGCACUCAGACAUGUUUCUGCUAAAGUCUGAGGGAGGAGAAGGCAAAUGGGUAUGGACCCGGAUUAACCCCUCAGGGGUCAAACCCACCCCAAGGUCUGGCUUCUCAGUGGCUGUAGCCCCAAAUCAGCAGACGCUGCUCUUUGGGGGCGUCUGUGAUGAGGAAGAAGAAGAAAGCCUGGACGGCAUGUUCUUCAAUGAUCUGUACUUCUUUGAUGCCACCAGGAACCGCUGGUUUGCGGGGCAGCUGAAGGGCCCCAAGGCAGAGAAGAAGAAACGCAGGCGGGGUAAAGCAGAGGAGUGCGGAGCUGGCAGUGAGCAAGAGCCUGGGCCCGCUGGGGCCCCAGAGCCCGUAGAGGUGGUGAAAGAGGUGGUGGCCGAGGACGGGACCGUGGUGACCAUCAAACAGGUGCUCACGUCCUCGGGCCUGGGUGCACGGCCUCCACCCGAGGCUGAGGCUGAGGACGGCGCCUCCGAGCCCGGCUGCCCCUCCGUGGAGCCGUGUCCACGCUCCAGUGCCAUGCUGGCCGUCCGGCACGGGCUGCUCUACGUCUACGGCGGCAUGUUUGAAGCCGGUGACCGCCAGGUGACCCUCAGCGACCUCCACUGCCUUGACCUCCACAAGAUGGAUGCAUGGAAGACCUUGGUGGAUAUGGACCCAGACGCAGGAGUGGCUGGAGGAGAGCGACUCGGAGGAGGACAGCAGCUCCAGCGAGGGCGCGGCCGCGGGGGACGAGGACAGCGGGGAGGACGAGGCAGACUGACACUCGCUGCCUGCGCUUGGGGACAGUAGGUGGAGCGCGCCUGGCCUAGCGGGACUGGCUGGUUCUCGCCAGGGCCACGCAGGCCUGGUGCACACAGGAAGGCGCUGGAGUAGGCCCGAGACUGAAGGCCACCUGAACGGCAGGAAGUUGAGUUCCACGGGUCUCAUGGGUGGCAGGUGUACCCCGGUCUCCCCUGUGGCGGGCAUCUUCCCGCAGCCUGAGUGUGUCACGAGGCUGGUGAGCCAGGCCGUGUGGGUGGAGACAGGACGCUGGAGACCCUGGAUGCACCCGUGGCUUCAAUAAACAGCACCCCAACCCCCUGUGGGGGCUCUCCUUCUA
Molecule: messenger RNA, 2197 nt
Organism: Dipodomys spectabilis (banner-tailed kangaroo rat)
Lineage: Eukaryota; Metazoa; Chordata; Mammalia; Rodentia; Heteromyidae
Gene: Klhdc4
Product: kelch domain containing 4
Exons: 13
Coding region: 307-1887 (526 amino acids)
Molecular function (GO): protein binding
Source: RefSeq, a predicted model, not a curated record